This is a messenger RNA of Coniophora puteana RWD-64-598 SS2, 1268 nucleotides long. RefSeq lists its product as uncharacterized. The coding region runs from base 6 to 1181 and encodes 391 amino acids. The transcript is spliced from 3 exons. The record is from RefSeq and is a predicted model, not a curated record. NCBI's taxonomy places the organism in Eukaryota, Fungi, Basidiomycota, Agaricomycetes, Boletales, Coniophoraceae.
ACGAGAUGCACCAGUCCCUGUCAACCCUUCCCCCUGAAAUCUGGCUGUGUGUUUUACGUUGGGCGACCUUGCCUGACGCAGAGAGGCUUAACAUAACGAAUUACCACCCCUUCUCAAGUUCAUUCGAGGGCCAGGAUGAGGGCCUUCAGACCAAGCGAACAAUAGUGUCCGUUUGCCGCAUGUGGAGGGCUCUUGCUACAGGAUUUCUGUAUGAAGACAUCAAAGUAAAGGACAAACAUGCAAUCGAAGGGUUGAAGGGCGCACUCAGACGACGUCCCGUUGACAGCGAGAACAGAGAAGACAUUGGUUAUGGGAGAUGGGUUCGCCGUCUGGAGAUUCCCUACACGUUGACAUGCACCGAGAGACCUAGCAGCGUUCAAGAUACACUUGGCAUCCUCGAUCGAUGUCCUCGGGUAGAGUUCCUUGCCAGGCCAUUCCUUGCUGUCCAUCCGGACAUAGUCCGCUUCGACUUUCAUGCUGACAUGAUACCCCUCCAUUCAUUGAAACGUCUUGACUGGUGGCAUUAUAACACUGCAGCCCGGUCAGGUGGAAUCAACUCCUUGGAAGUGGUAUUGCACAAUGCGCCUUCCCUGCAGUACCUCACGGUCGGUGGCGAACUGUGGCUGAGUACGCUCAGUCGUAGUGGCAUGAGGAUUCCCUCUCUGAAGACCAUUCGGAUUCGCAAACUCAACCCCAUCUUCCUUCGGCUUAUAUGCGAUUGGGACUUGCCUGCCCUCGAAAGCAUCAUCGUCGACAUGCCGCCCACUCAUGGAGAUGCACUCUCCUUACUCUGGGAGUCUUUUGGAAAUCAAGUCCAUACCGUAGAAUUUAGCAGACACAUGGCCUUUCUCAUGACAGAACAGCUCACACUCCUUCUCCGGGACUGUCCCAGCCUCAAACAUCUCAACUACUUUGUCUACUUUACCCUCCCACUCAAUGGGCCUGCCGAACACGAGUCCCUCACCUCGAUCGGCCUUCAUUCCUAUCCGUGCGCAAUAUUUGACGGUGACGGUUGGAAGGUGCUAGGCCCACAUCUCCAUUUUAUCGCUGAAUCCUCUUUCCCUUCCCUUCGAUCGGUGACUCUCUACGGCGACUGGCAAAGUAUCAUAGCGGAUAAGCGAUUCAAAGAGUUUUGUUCAGUCCUUGCGUCGCGCAAUUGCUCUGUCAUUUGCCAUGACUAGAGGGACUUCUUAUAGCCGACGUGAAGAACUCUCGUAGGAAAAUCGUGCUUCUUAUGGCAACAGUGGCCUUGUACCUUAACACCUUAG